UGAGACUCUCAACCCCGGCUUUUGUAGCAGAUUGAAGAGAGUCGGUGCUAAGCAAAUAACGGAUGAGCAUCUUAGAUCAACCCUGUAUUAUAUUCAACCUACCUUUGAUGUGCGGGACCAAGAGCUGGCAACCUAAACCUGCUGAAGCAGACGACAAUGCCUGAAGAGGGUGAGGUGGCCUUCUCGUGGACUGGGGCCGGAGUGUCGGGGUGGUGGUUGCGCCCUUGAGUAUUGGUUUGGGAUACAUUCUCUUGUUUGGUCACAUCUAAAGUUUACUACGGCUUCAGAAAACCCAGACGACGGUGUGUGUGAGUGUCCGUGGAAGCAGCUAUGGUACUACAGGUAGUCUGAAGUUACAGCCAUUGGGCCUGCGAAAUGAAAGCAUGCCACAGACACCAAUAUUUCCCAGCAUGCUUGGCACUGCCUGUAGUGGACAGGUACAGCCGGAGAUGGGGGAGCAAUGUGGAGAUCCAGUAUAUCAAGAUGGAUGUUUGGUGUCUGGGUCCUUGGAAGCCUUGAUUGAACGUCUGGUGCCUACGGUGGAUUACUAUCCGGAUAGAACCUACAUCUUCACCUUCCUGCUGAGUGCACGUGUGUUCAUCCACCCCCAUGAGAUUCUCGCAAAAGUGGGACAGAUCUGCAUCAAACAGAAACAACAGCUGGAAGCUGGAACAGAAGCGGACAAGGCUAAACUCAAGUCUUUUGCUGCUAAGAUCAUCCAGUUGCUGAGGGAAUGGACUGAGACGUUUCCUUUCGACUUCCAGGAUGAAAGAUCCAGAAAGGAGCUGAAGGAGAUCGCACAAAGGAUCACACAAUGUGAUGAGGAGAAUGGUACAAUCAAGAAGAGUAUAAGUCAGAUGACCCAGAAUGUGCUGCUAGCCCUUUCCACACGGGGACAGUAUCAGGAAAUUCGAGAGAAGAUCCGACAGCCAGUGACAGACAAAGGGACAAUUCUUAAAGCCAAGCCCCAAUCUUCACAGAAAGAUAUCCUUAGCGUGUGUGGAGACCCCCUAAUCCUGGCUCAGCAGCUCACGACAAUCGAACUAGAGCGUCUAGGAAACAUUUACCCUGAAGAUCUAAUGCAGAUUAUCAGUCACAUGGACUCUCUGGAUAACCAUAAGUGCCGUAGUGAUGUCACCAAGACCUAUAACCUAGAAGCCUAUGAUAACUGGUUUAACUGCCUCAGUAUGCUGGUGGCUACAGAGAUAUGCAAGGUUGUAAAAAAGAAGCAGAGAACAAGAGUAAUGGAGUUCUUUAUAGAUGUUGCCCGGGAGUGUUUCAAUAUUGGCAAUUUCAACUCUAUGAUGGCCAUCAUUUCUGGGAUGAACCUCAGUCCUGUGGCGCGGCUUAAGAAGACUUGGUCCAAAAUCAAAACAGCCAAAUUUGAUGUCUUGGAGCACCAUAUGGACCCAUCCAGCAACUUCUGCAAUUACCGAACCGCACUUCAAGGAGCCACACAAAGGUCCCAGAGCGCCAACAGCAGCCGGGAAAAAAUAGUCAUCCCAGUGUUCAACCUGUUCAUUAAAGACAUCUUCUUCCUUCAUAAGAUCCAUUCUAACCGGUUACCAAAUGGACAUAUUAACUUUAAGAAGUUUUCAGAAAUUUCCAGACACAUUCACGAUUUCCUUACCUGGAAACAGGUAGAAUGUCCGUUUGAAAAGGACAAGAAAAUUCAAACCUACCUUCUAACUUCUCCAAUUUACACAGAAGAUGCUCUCUUUGUGGCUUCAUUUGAAAAUGAGGGUCCAGAUAAUCACAUGGAAAAGGACAGCUGGAAGACUCUCAGGUCCACACUUUUAAACAGAGCCUGAGAGAAGAUUCUUCAGUUGCCCGAAACACACAGGAAUUUAGCUUUUUUUUUUUUUUUUUUUUUUUAUGUAUAUUUUUUCUUGUAUUGUGCAGAAUGUUUUUGGUCAGGAAGACAGUCCUCGCUGGUUGGGGGUCUGCUGAUUUUUGUACAUAAUCUUUUACAAGACUAAAAAAAAAUACUGGUAUAUAAAUAUAAUUAUAUAAAUAUAUAUUUCAUGCUUUAAGCACUUAUGGAAGAAAUACGUCAAAAAGGGAUACAUGUUUUCUUAUUUUUAUUGUUUAUUAUAUAAAAUUUAAAGAAAAGAAAAAAAACCCUAUGCUGCUGGAAUGGCCACCAGAAUGCAGAAGUUUAUACAUGCACGGUUUAAGCCUUUUCAUAAAAGAAUUAACCCCAUAUAUGCUACUACUACUAUUAUUUCUAUUAUUAUUAUUAUUAUUAUAACACAAGGGCAGGGCCCUGCUUUCUCCAAUACACUGCUCAAAAAAAAUUAAAUAAAGAGAACACUUAAACAAGACAAUGUAACUCCAAGUCAAUGACACUUCUGUGAAAUCACACUGUCCACUCAGGAACCAACACUGAUUGACAAUCAAUUUCACAUGCUGCUGUGCAAAUGGAACAGACAACAGGUGGAAAUUAUAGGCAAUUAGCAAGACACCCCCAAUAAAGGAAUGGUUCUGCAGGCAGUGACCACAGACCACUUCUCAGUUCCUAUGCUUCCUGGCUGAUGUUUUGGUCACUUUUGAAUGCUGGCGGUGAUUUCACUCUAGUGGUAGCAUGAGACGGAGUCUACAACCCACACAAGUGGCUCAGGUAGUGCAGCUCAUCCAGGAUGGCACAUAAAUGCGAGCUGUGGCAAGAAGGUUUGCUGCGUCUGUCAGCGUAGUGUCCAGAGCAUGGAGGCGCUACCAGGAGACAGGCCAGUGCAUCAGGAGACAUGGAGGAGGCCGUAGGAGGGCAACAACCCAGCAGCAGGACUGAUACCUCCGCCUUUGUGCAAGGAGGAGCACUGCCAGAGCCCUGCAAAAUGAACUCCAGCAGGCCACAAAUGUGCAUGUGUCCACUCAAACGGUCAGAAACAGACUCCAUGAGGGUGGUAUGAGGGCCCGACGUCCACAGGUGGGGGUUGUGCUUACAGCCCAACACCGUGCAGGAAGUUUUCCAUUUGCCAGAAAACACAUCUGCUCUUCACAGAUGUAUGCCGGUUCACACUGAGCACAUGUGACAGACGUUUUAGAGUCUGGAGAUGCUGUGGAGAAGGUUCUGCUGCCUGCAACAUCCUUCAGCAUGACCGGUUCAGUAAUGAUGUGGGGUGGCAUUUCUUUGGGGGGCCGCACAGCCCUCCAUGUGCUUUCCAGAGGUAGCCUGACUGCCAUUAGGUACCGAGAUGAGAUCCUCAGACCCCUUGUGAGACCAUAUGCUGGUGCAGUUGACCCUGGGUUCCUCCUAAUGCAAGACAAUGCUAGAACUCAUGUGGCUGGAGUGUGUCAGCAGUUCCUGCAAGAGGGAGGCCUUGUUGCCAUGGACUGGCCCGCCAAUUUCCCAGAUCUGAAUCCGAUUAAGCACAUCUGGGACAUGAUCACUCCAUCCAGCAAUGCCACGUCCAGGAGUUGGCUCAUCAGGAGCAAGCCCAGGCAUUGUAGGGAGGUCAUACGGGCACGUGGAGGCCACACACACUACUGAGCCUCAUUUUGACUUGUUUUACGGACAUUUCAUAAAGUU
This is a messenger RNA of Hyla sarda, 3529 nucleotides long. RefSeq names its product ras-GEF domain-containing family member 1A. Gene Ontology annotation, cellular component: plasma membrane. The coding region runs from base 384 to 1811 and encodes 475 amino acids. Gene Ontology annotation, biological process: Ras protein signal transduction; positive regulation of GTPase activity. Lineage: Eukaryota; Metazoa; Chordata; Amphibia; Anura; Hylidae. The transcript is spliced from 16 exons. Gene Ontology annotation, molecular function: guanyl-nucleotide exchange factor activity. The record is from RefSeq and is a predicted model, not a curated record.